Molecule: messenger RNA, 1231 nt
Organism: Drosophila miranda
Lineage: Eukaryota; Metazoa; Arthropoda; Insecta; Diptera; Drosophilidae
Product: GRB10-interacting GYF protein 2-like
Exons: 2
Coding region: 20-823 (267 amino acids)
Source: RefSeq, a predicted model, not a curated record
GCAGAAGCAUCAGGAGGACAUGUGCAAGGACACUGAAAAGCAGAGAGAACAACAAAUCUUCAUGCUGGAGAGAAAGUGCAAGGAUAUCCUAGGGGAGCAGGCGCCACAGCGAGGCCUCGGCGAGGAGCUGCAGCUUCGAGAGGUGGAACGGCUGUCCAAGUGCCUGAAUCUUCUCGAGCUGAAGAUGCUCCUGCAAAUGAAGAGCAAAUUCAAGAGGACGCAGAGUGGCAGGACAGAGAAUGGGCAGAAGCAGCUGCCGCAGGUGAAAAAGUGCCUGGAGAUCUGGGAGAAACAGGAGCUGGCGGAGAAAGGUGAAGAGCGAGGGAUCGACAGCGACUGCGAUGGCUUUGUGCUGCAUCAGAUCGAGGAAAUCUCCAAGCAGUGCGCCGCCACGAAGGAAAAGUACGAGAGGCGGAGGAGAAGGCGUUUGGAAAGCGAGGCCCGAAAGAAGGAAGAGGAGGAGCGCAUCCGGAAAGAGGAAGCAGAGGCCGCUCUGAGAAAGAAGAGAGCCGAGGCACUCCACAGGAUAUCGCUGAUCUCCGAUCUGAAGCAAAAGCGCAGGGAUAUCGCCACCAAACAGCAGCUCUUGCAGCUCAAAAACUUGGAGAGGUCCAUGGAGGAGAAGCUGAAUGAAAAGAAGCAACGCAGGCGGGCGGAGCGUGACCAGACGAGGGCUGAGCACAAGCAGAGACUCAGGCAAAUGAAGCGAAUGGUGAGGCAGGGUCGCCUGAGCAUUACACAGGACUCGAGCACCCAGAGCCUCGUCAUCACUCCCGCCAUCUCCAAGUGGCGGAACAUGCUGGCGGAACCGCGUGGCCUGUGAUCCUUACCCAGAACGUUUGGAUGAUAGCGCUAAACUUCGGGGUAAGGAUGACUGCCGGACGCAGGCCCACCCACAGAGGCAUUCUCCUCCGACACCACGAGCCUCCGCCUUCGGAUCCACCAUCAUAUCAUCAACCUGAAGCGAUAUGGCAUCAAUGACGCUCUGGUGGUCUACUGGCUGCGGGAGGCAGCGUUCCCGCUGGUGCAGCCAGCCGCUCGUUGUGUGGCACAAAGAACCAGAGCACAACCCUGAACCUUGGCACCUGCCCCUGCCCCUGCCCCAAAGGCGAUAAGACCAGCAACGACCAGCGUCUCAUUGAGCGUUCUACAUAUGUAGUUCCUACUUUCAAAUGUGAUGCGAUAUCAAAAUUAAUGUUAAACAAAUUAAAUCAAUUCAGUUUUUAUUCGA